Paramecium octaurelia is the source of this 1193-nucleotide messenger RNA. Lineage: Eukaryota; Ciliophora; Oligohymenophorea; Peniculida; Parameciidae. The record is from the annotation of a GenBank genome assembly.
CAGUCGAUGAGUGAAACAAGUCUGAAUUCGUAUUCCGACCGAGAAAUAGAGUCUUCUUUGAAAGAUUUGUUGGAGAGAAUCUUAAUUUAAUUGGAGAAGUACAUUGAAACAAAAAGUGAUCUGAAUGAAAUCGAGAAGGAAUUGAAGGAUUAUGAGAACCUAACUCAAUUAGCCAACAUAAUCAAAGUCGUCUUCACCAAUCUGAUCUUGAAAAUUGACAAAAAAGUCCAGUAAACAUAUUAAUCAUCUAAGAAAGUUGGAGAAGAAUUUGGAUCCAAAUUCCUCUUUUAAAAGUCUAAGAACCGAAGAUGAAUACGAGAAGCUUGAACAAACACUCAUCAAAUAUGAGGGCGAGAUUAGAAAUCACAUAAGAGUAGAUAUUACAUUUAAUCUUCAAAUUAGCUUGAAUAGCAAUUGAAAUUGUAUACAGAAUCAAUCCAAACCAAAUUAGAUGAAAGUGAGGCAACCAGAAAUGAGUUACUUGAAACAACCAAGAAGGUUAUGAAUGUAAUGCAUGUGUCAAUAUUGUCCAUUAGAAUCUGAAGAGAGAAAAUCAAAAAUAUUAUGAAGAAAACAUGAAAUUGCAGUCUGAUAUCACUUAUUAUAAGCAGCGAAUUCAAUAAUUAGAAAAUGAUUAAUUCAAAAAGACUUUAGAAUAUGAUCAAGGGGAUCAAGAAAUUUAGAAAUUUCAUAAGAAUAGCUAAUAAAUUAAAGCACUCAUUAAAACAAAGCCUAAUAGUAAGGAAACCAAUAAAACUAGUUCCUAUUCAGAACAUAAAUUAAGUAGUUAACUCUAAGAAAGCACUGAUUACCCAACUCAAUCUCAAGGAUCUUUGAAAUAAAAUUACUUUAAUAUCCUUCAAUAUGGGUAGAAUCCUCAAUAGUAAUAAUUGUAAUAAUAAAUUUAACAACAACAACAAGAAUACUAAAAAUCAUUUCAUGGCAAACAUAAUUCAAUCUCUUCCAUUAAUGAUAUCAUUCAGUAAUAAAUAAUUAUUAAAGAUAAGAAAGGAAAUUUAAUUAGUUAAAAUGCCUCCAAAAAGAAUUCAUCAAAUUCCCAAGUGCAAUAAAAAACUAUUUAAUGUAUUAGAUAAUUUGUAUUUUUAGAAACUAUAUUAACUCAACCUAGAAGCAGAAGUGGAAGUGCUCGACGCAAUUUAAAUUAGAAGUAGAAAACUUCCAUUCUAUAAUGA